AUGACGCUUGUGUCGAGAGUGUGGUGUGCUUUGGCAUUCGGCUACUUGGACGAAGAAUGGUUUGAUGACAUCAAUGUGACGCUGUCCCAACAAGUGAUGCAGAACUACAACAAGUUCGUCACUGGCAUGCAGAUGGUGCAGUCUGUAGAGACAGAGCUCUCCCUCAUCGGUGUGCUGGUCAAGAAUGGGCGCCGAAAGCUGCAGACGCACGACCAAGGCAUCACACGAGGCUCCAUGCAGAUCACGCGGCAGCACCUGCGGCGGCAGCGCCUGAAAGAGCUGCUGGCGAUGCUGGAGGAUUUGCAGAGCAUCGUCGAGAUCGAUGCGUGCCUCCGUGAGAGCAUCGACGAGGGCAGAUACGCAGAGGCCAUUGUGCAGCACUCGGUGCUGCAUGACGCGCUGGCCAGCACCCAGUACCGGCGCUUCCCGGGACUCGUAGAGCUGCAGCAGCGCAUGGGGGACCACCUGGCGCUGGUGCAGCAGAAGCUCAGCGACGCCCUGCGCGCUGCCGCGGUGUCUGCGGACUUCCAGGCGGAGCUCUACGAGGAGAUCUUGAAAGCCUACAGUCUCCUCACCGCUGAUCAUGCGAUCUCCGUGGGCAAGGAGCUACUGCGGCACAUUAGUGAGGUCAUCGUGGCCGUCUCCCGGCAGUGCAUGCUCGCCUUCUCCACUGUGCCCCCGCACGAGUCGGCAGCGGAUUGGCAUCGCCGAGCACAGCUACGGGAUCUCUGCAAGAGCAUGGACCCGGGGAACCUGGUGCCGUGCAUUGCGCAGCUCUAUGAGCACCUCUGCAAUUUCCUGUGCGCCAUAGGAGACACGACGCGCGGAAUGCCGUAG
Effrenium voratum is the source of this 837-nucleotide messenger RNA. The record is from the annotation of a GenBank genome assembly. Lineage: Eukaryota; Dinophyceae; Suessiales; Symbiodiniaceae.